Arabidopsis thaliana (thale cress) is the source of this 261-nucleotide messenger RNA. RefSeq lists its product as uncharacterized. The record is from RefSeq and is marked reviewed. The transcript has a single exon. Bases 1 to 261 code for a protein of 86 amino acids. NCBI's taxonomy places the organism in Eukaryota, Viridiplantae, Streptophyta, Magnoliopsida, Brassicales, Brassicaceae.
AUGAAUGAACAUGGUAACAAAUCAACUACUAAUGCUUGGAGAGGAAGAGCAAGCCGCCGUGUUCUCAUGCAGCUCUCUAUUAUGGAUUUUGAUGUUGAGGAUGAUCAGAAUAUGGAAUUGAAACGACAUACCCAUGAUAGAUCUAGUGAUCUACAACCCAUACGACAUCUCCGAAAUGGAUUACGGCGAGCUCCGGCGGUAGGAUUUGAAGAUUCUGUGGAAGAGGGAGUCGAAAAAGAGUGGCGGUGGUGGUGGUGGUGA